Messenger RNA from Echinostoma caproni, 600 nucleotides. Lineage: Eukaryota; Metazoa; Platyhelminthes; Trematoda; Plagiorchiida; Echinostomatidae. The record is from the annotation of a GenBank genome assembly.
AUGUUCGACGAGGCCGGGGUGAAUUCCGACAUACUGAUCUACGGGGGAGUGAUUGGAAUCGAUAUUCAAUGGAAUUGUGAUUUGGACUGGAGCCCAAAAUACUGCAAUCCAACCUACUCGUUCAGUCGCUUGGAUGACGCUCAAGCAAAAAUUGCUUCCGGUUUUAAUUUUCGAUACGCCAACUUCUAUCACAUCAAUGGCACGCUGCAUCGGGAUUUGAUCAAGGCGUACGGGAUUCGAUUUGUCAUUCACGCGCACGGGCGUGCUGGCAAAUUUCACAUAAUCCCACUGACGCUCAACAUCGGAUCCGGUUUGGCUUUACUCGGUCUGGCUCCCACCCUCUGUGAUAUCAUAGCGCUAAAUUUGCUACCGUCACGUAAAUUGUACCACCGGGCCAAAUUCGAGAUAAUCGCCGAGGAAGAAGAGAAACUGGCCGCUCGACGUGCCAGUCGGCUGAUGAAAUCCGCAGACAAAGUGAAACAUAGCUAUCCGGGAACGUCAAAGGCUGGCCGUAGUGGACGGCGUAAAGGGCGAUCAGUUUUCACCAUCGAACGAAUCGACCGGCGGCACACAGAUCCCGAACAGGCAACAGAUAGAUGA